AUGAGCCAACAGUAUGACUACCCAUGCCCCCCUCCGCCGCCGAGUCCAACCUCUUACGGGCCGGCUAGAGCUCAACCUGGCCAUGUUCACCGCACAGGAUCUGCGCCUGAGCAGCCUCGUCCUAUAACGACUGCUUUCCUCGGUGGUCAAUCCCAGGUUUCCACUCCCAUCUAUGGAUCACACCUCUCUCCGGGUGGACCCCACUCUUAUAGUCCCCGGACUCCGAGCGCUUUGAAUCCUCAGACUCCUGGAGGCCUUCUUCCACCCGCACCACAGCCUGGAGCUGCACCUAGGACGCCUGUCAUGGAGCCAUAUAAUCCGAGGCAAUGGAACAACACCAGAGGCCAAGUGUCUGGCUCACAAAUGGUAUUCCAGCAGAGGCACAGCAACGCGCCUUUGAAUACCACCCAUGUGACGGGCAUGGAGGCUGCAAUGCCGUCUCCGCCUCCACCAUACUCACCGGAAACACCUGACAACCCUGCGCGAUCUGCAAUAGCAUCGCCCAUGAUGGAUAGUAUUGGAUUCACUCCAUCACCUGUUCCGGCUGAGAGGAACAUCUCGCCUCAGAUGAAUAGGUCGCCUGCAUUCCCUCCACCUCCACCCCAGGCAUCUCGACAUCGGGAGCGUUCAGCGUCUGGUCAAGGAGGACAACGUUCAUUCUUCAGCCUUGCUAGCUUACGAGGGAAGCAGCCUGUCAGUGUCGAUCAGCCUUUCCCCCCACAAGCUGGCAGCUCCGCAUAUAUACCGUCGUAUAUUGAUACGAGACCGCCGGCGUCCAGAAGAGCAGCAUCGACUGGCCAUAUACAAUCAGGUGGAGCAGGAUCUUCUUCCUCUGCUGCUAUUGUCAAUGCCGGGCGUGGAUCACCAGAAAGUCACUGGCGUCAAGGCAUGCCUCUGCCGGGACCUCCUCCUGGACCUCCACCUCCUCCCACCAAUCGCUCGCAAAGCUUGAACCGUCCAAUAGGUGCGCCAGGACCUAGCAACCUGAAUGCAGAUUGUGGAUUUGAAGCGUCAAGGCAGAGAAGGACAAUGGCAGUUUCAAAUUUGGGUCCAGUCCCUCCCACGCCUGCAGAUUGGGUUGAGACGGAUCAAGCUCCGCCAAGUAGCGAAGAGGUCCUUUCGCUGGUACCACAAUCUCAUGCUGAUACGAUUGUCGAUCCGCAACCAUUGCGAAUUGAUACCGGUGCGCACCGGGAUUCCUCCCUGACUCGACGUCGUGUAACACGAGACAUGAGUGCGCAGGGGAUUCGAGAGAGACGAUCGAGAAGCCGUGCCACACAAGGCGGUAUCGAUGGUGACUCUCGUCCAACAAAUCUGAUAUUCUCACCCGAUGGAGGAUCGAUCAAGCAAAGACGUGAACAUACCCGAACGGCGUCUGGAUACCCUGGACCUGGACCAUCAUCCGCUCCAGCUGCAACGCAGUCGAAUUCCAAGGCGCCCGAAAACGUUCUUACGCCUCCCUACACACCAGCUGUGAGCAAGAAACAUGUCAAACUGCCAGGAAGUGCUUCGAGUGAUAGGCCGGUAUCGCAUCUGCUGCACACUCCCAAUGAGGAUAACACGAGUAUGCAUGCUCCAUUGAGCCCAGGACGACCUGCCUCGAGUCAAUCGACGAAGACUCCCUUCAACUUGGACGCCUUCUCUUUGCAAGCGAUCGAGCGGCAUCGAGUAUUCGUCGAGAAGGAAGCUGCUGCGGUAUCUGAUGAGGAAAGAUUGGAGCUGUUUGCCAAUUUUCUCGUUCACGAGUCGAGACUACGACGAGAUCGGUACACUGCUGCCUACAAUGCCAUGGCUGGUGAUAUUGUUGAUCUUACCAGAGACAUGUGGAGACCAUAUGCUACUCGCAGCAGAAGAGCCAUCACACCGAGCACUUCAAUGUCUUCCUUUGAUCCCACAGCUCCAACUUGGGGCACAGACAGCCAGCCAACUUCUGCACACGGGCAUAUGCCAGGUUCUGCAUCCUCGUUGGGCGACUUCACUCCUGGUACGGAUUCCGGAUCGAUGGGCGAGCUCGGCGAAGGGUAUGAGCGGACAGAGAGUCGGCAAUGGGCAGAAUCUUUCAAGCCUUCGCUAUCACCCAUUCCAAGUAUGGCGGUGAGCACGGUACCGGAUGAGAAUGAUUCAAGAGGACGAUCAGCAAGCCGCUGGUGGGAAGCCGGGCAAUCUGGAGCCGGCUCGAUCGGGAGACCUGACAGGAUGGAGAAGUCGCGGCGUGAGACCAAAUACAUGGGUGUCAAUCCUGCAGUCUUACAGGCAACUUCACAACCAGAGUCGGAGCCUUCUCCUGGUGCGAGUAAUCAUGCGUACAUGUAUGGUCCUGAUGAGUAUCCUCCCGAAAAGGUUGGCUGGCAUGAAGGGCCUGAUCUAGACACGCCGAUGCAGACACCUCACCGGAUUCCGGUAACUACUCCUGGGAUUGAGCCGCUCGAUGUCUCUCGAUUAGUCACACUUCCUCCCCCAUAUCCGCGCCAUCAUCCUGCUGUUAAUAACAGUCACCCUUUGUUGAACGACCUGCGUGGUGAGCAUCGCUUCCUGGCCGAUCAAUCUGAAAUUCAGAAGAUUAAAGAUGCCUACCUCGACAAAGAUUUUGCUCUUUCGCGUGAGCAACAAGAAGGCGAGAAGAAGCGUCGCAGCAGAUUACGAUCUGAAAUUCAAAGCAAAAUCGCAGAUGGCAGCAUGUCAUUCGCAGAUGCAGCAAAAGCUGAAGCGGAUUUUGAUGUCGACGAAGCCGAGCGAGGCAAAGCCAGCGCUCGUGCAAGAUUCGACGUCUUUGAAACAAGCGUCUCCCAUCCCUUGAACACUCUCCUGACCGAACGACUGGAGCGAGCGAGCAAAAGCAUCCGGCAACUCCGCGCCGAACUCCAAAGUAACCACGAAUCCACCAACCCGAAUCAAGCACAAGAAGAAGGCGACGAGCAUCCCGAACGCUUGGAGAAAUUGACACUGCUAAAGUGGCUGUUCGAAGUCCGAGAGCUACUCCACAAGGAAAUGUUCGACCUGCACGCCAUGCGAAGCGACAAGUACUCCGAAGUCAUCCUCACGCCCUACCGCAUUGCGAAACUCGCGACGAAAAUCGACGAAGCGACUACAUUUUUCAAAAAAGAUCGUCUGGAGCGUCAAGUGACUUUCGCCAAGGACUCGUUGAAGCGCGUGGAGGAAUUGCAAGCGGUGAUGGAAUGGAAUGUUUCGCGGGGCGUGGAGGAUCAAUUGAGUGCUUUUUGGGACAUCGCGCCGGGAUUGCUGGAGGUGAUUCAACAGAUUCCCCUGACCAUGUCGGAGAUGGCGCGGUUUGAGAUUCGCAUCCCGGGGCAGGAAAUCGAGGAGAAUCCGUCGUAUUUGAGACAUCCGAUGCAGUAUUUGGAUAGUCUGUUGGGGCAUGCGGAGAAGAGCGCGUAUCAGUUUAUUGAGAGUCAGGUGAAUCUGUUGUGUUUGUUGCAUGAAGUGAGGACGGCGACGGCCAAGAGUCGAUUGCGUGUGUUGGAGAUUGAGAGGGUUGUGGAGAUUGGGGAUCAUGGGGAGGAAGGGGUUGGGGUUGAGAUGGGGUUGGCGAGGAGGGAGGCGGAGGAGGAGUUGACGAGGGAGUUGAAGGAGAAGGUUGGUGAGGUCGAGGGGCAGUGGGAGGAGGCGCUUGGGGCUGGGUUGGGGGAUUGUAGGGAUAGGGUAAGGGAGUGGUUGGAGGGGAGUGGUGGGUUGGAGGAAGGUUUGGAUGGGUAG
Messenger RNA from Ramularia collo-cygni, 3714 nucleotides. RefSeq lists its product as uncharacterized. The coding region runs from base 1 to 3714 and encodes 1237 amino acids. The transcript has 2 exons. The record is from RefSeq and is a predicted model, not a curated record. NCBI's taxonomy places the organism in Eukaryota, Fungi, Ascomycota, Dothideomycetes, Mycosphaerellales, Mycosphaerellaceae.